AUGAACACCUCGACCGAUCCCCUCCUGGCUCUGCGCGACGCAAUCAGAGCGGGGACGGACAUCACAUAUAGUGGCAGCUCAAACCCUACUAGCUCGCCUACUUCUGCCACGCACAUCGUUCUCUCGCCAUCGACUUCCUUACCAAAGUCCACUCUGACCAGGUUGCGCAAACCAACUGCGCCGUCCUCAAACCCUCCCGCAUCACCACAAAACUUCUAUACACUAGAGGCGGUGUACCUAGCAUGGUUGUUUCGGCAGUCUUCCGUGCCGGAAUAUUUGAAGCAAGUGAGGGAGCAUGGGGCUAAAGUGGGUUUCGUGAGUGUAACGGAGCGGAAGGUCGUAGUGGAUUGGUUGGAAGGAAAGACUCAAGAGCUCGAUGGGUUUAUUCUGUAUAUGUAUCUUAUUCAGCAAACUGAUGGAUUAGCAGCCGAGUCGACAACUCCGCCAGGGACACCACCGCAACUAAAGGGCACAACCGCUUUACCAACAGCACCCUUCUCAUCACGAAGUGCCGACCAGUCCAGUCCAUCGAAGCGACGGUAUGUUGCUGACACGGCGGACAUCGAGGUCGUUAAGAAGAUCAAGGCGAGCGAGAUUGAGCUCCGAGACAGAACGAGCGUCCUGCGAGGGAUCAAGACGAAUAAUUUCUCUACAAUUAGUCAAGCAAUGUCAGACAAGCUCAAGAAGCUUCGGGAGGCGAGCAAGGGUGGCACACCAGCGACGUCUGCACCGUCAACACCAGACCCCAAAAUGCAAGCCCGAAAACCCAAGAACCAAUACCCAAUCAUCAUCAUCUCAUCCUCACCAACAGCCCUCAUCACCAUGCACAACGUCAAGCGCUUCCUACAAGACGCCGUUUUCGAGCCAUCGCAGGAAGCGCGCGCGCGUGCGGCAGCGGAGGGCAACGCUCGCCCCGAAGACAUGAUACCCAUUUAUCGGAAGCGGACAACGAUAGACCCUUCUGGCCGCGAGACACAGACACACGCUCGAUACUUCGUCGUCGAUGGGACGGAGGCAUUGGCGAAGUUCGGUGCCGAUGCAUGGGACCGUGUGGUAUGCGUCAUGACGACUGGUCAGGCGUGGCAAUUCAAGCCGUACAAGUGGAACGAGCCUAAGACGCUUUUCCAUCAUGUGAAAGGAUUCUACAUGGCCUGGGCGAACGACCCUCCGAACCCUAAGAUCAAGGACUGGAACGUCACUGAGCUGAAGAUCGAUCAGCACAGACGACACAUCGACAAGUCCGUGGUCGCACACUUCUGGAAAACCCUGGAUACAUGGACGAUGACCAAUAAGCCGUGGCUCAUGCAAGGUUAA
Molecule: messenger RNA, 1314 nt
Organism: Fomitopsis serialis
Lineage: Eukaryota; Fungi; Basidiomycota; Agaricomycetes; Polyporales; Fomitopsidaceae
Product: CDC73-domain-containing protein
Exons: 8
Coding region: 1-1314 (437 amino acids)
Biological process (GO): positive regulation of transcription elongation by RNA polymerase II; transcription elongation by RNA polymerase II
Cellular component (GO): Cdc73/Paf1 complex
Molecular function (GO): RNA polymerase II complex binding
Source: RefSeq, a predicted model, not a curated record